AUGGUUUUAUCUACUUUUGAUCCUCUAACUAAUGCUAUAACAGAAGAUCCAGAAUUUACUGAUAUUAUUGAAAAUAUAACAGUGCCAGCAGGUAGAAAUGUUAAAUUGGCAUGUUCUGUCAAAAAUUUAGGAACAUAUAAGGUGGCGUGGAUGCAUUUUGAACAAUCAGCAAUAUUAACAGUACACAAUCACGUAAUAACACGUAAUCCAAGAAUUAGUGUUACACAUGAUAAACAUGAUAAACAUCGUACAUGGUUCCUGCAUAUCAAUAAUGUCCAAGAAGAGGAUGAAGGUCGUUAUAUGUGCCAAAUAAAUACAAUAACAGCAAAAACUCAAUUUGGAUUUGUUCGUGUUGUUGUUCCUCCAAAUAUUGAUGAUGCCUUAACAUCAACUGAUAUAAUAGCACAUGAAGGUGAAAAUGUUACAAUGAGAUGUCAUGCAACAGGAAGUCCUGAACCAUCAAUAAAAUGGAAACGUGAUGAUGGUAGAAAAAUUAAAAUUUCAAAAGAUAAAGAAGUAUCAGAAUGGGAAGGUGAAGUAUUGGAUUUAGAAAAAAUAUCCCGUUUAGAUAUGGGUGCAUAUUUAUGUAUAGCAACAAAUGGUAUACCACCAAGUGUUUCUAAAAUGAUUAAAGUUAAUGUUGAUUUUUCACCAGUUGUAUGGGUACCACAUCAAUUAGUUGGUGUUGCAAUUGAUUAUAAUGUUACAUUAGAAUGUAAUAUUGAAGCAAAUCCAACAUCAUUAAAUUAUUGGACACGAGAGAAUGGUCAAAUGAUUACAGAUUCCAUUAAAUACAAAACGGAAACAAUACAAGGUAAUCCAUCAUAUAAGGCAACAAUGAGACUGCAUAUAACAAGUGCACAAAAAGAUGAUUUUGGAAUUUAUAAUUGUGUUGCAAAAAAUCCUCGUGGUCAUAUGGAUGGAAGCAUAAAACUUUAUAGUAAAGAGCCACCUACAACGAUACCUCCGCCAACUACAACUACAAUAGCAACAGAACCAACAACAAUUAAAUAUUAUGGUUUCACAACUGUCAUAGCAUUUAAUAAUUGGUUGAUUGAUAGUAAAAACAAUUUAGAAAAAGGAACAAAACAUUUACCAUCAUCAUUAAACGAAAUUGAUAAAUCAGAACAAAAAUCACCUGGUGGUGAAAAAUCAAAAGGAUAUACAGAUUUUUCACAAGAAGAUAUCGCUAAUAAUUUAAGUCUGCAUUAUUUAUUAAAAUAUUUUAUAAUAGUUUAUUUAUUUUAUAGAAUUUUUUUCAAAUAUGAGUUACAAGUUCAAUCAACACUUUGA
Condylostylus longicornis is the source of this 1293-nucleotide messenger RNA. RefSeq names its product lachesin (gene DIP-epsilon). The transcript is spliced from 10 exons. Gene Ontology annotation, cellular component: neuron projection. The coding region runs from base 1 to 1293 and encodes 430 amino acids. The record is from RefSeq and is a predicted model, not a curated record. Lineage: Eukaryota; Metazoa; Arthropoda; Insecta; Diptera; Dolichopodidae.